AUGCCGUCGCGAACGCUGCCGACGUUUACUCGCGCCGAGGUGGAAUCGCACGCGUCCGCCGCCUCGUGCUUCGUCACCAUCGGCACCAAGGUGUACGAUGUGACGGACUUUGUCGACGACCAUCCUGGCGGUGGCGACUUGCUGCUGGAGUAUGCCGGCAAGGACGUUGAGGACAUUUUGAAGGAUCCGACUUCUCAUCCCCACUCGGAGGCCGCGUACGAUGUUUUGGACGACUCCCUAGUCGGCUUCGUGGUCCCCGAAAAGGCUGUGGGCUCCAACGGCUCCGCGCAUCCCAAGGCCGAGGCCAACGGCUCGGCGAAUACGGAAACGUCGACGCCCUACGUUCACCCUCGAACCGGUAUGUCCUGCGAAGAGGACUUGAGCAAGGAGACGGACAUUGCCCAGGACUAUCAGAAGCACAAGUUCCUCGAUCUCAACCGGCCACUUUUCCUUCAGAUCUGGAACGGAGGCUUCAGCAAGAAAUUCUACCUGGACCAGGUCCAUCGUCCGCGGCAUUACAGAGGCGGUGAUUCUGCUCCGUUGUUCGGAAACUUCCUCGAGCCGCUCACCAAAACUGCCUGGUGGGUGGUGCCUACUCUGUGGUUGCCGUGCGUCUGCUACGGUGUCUAUCUGGCAAACCAAGGCCUGGAGACUCCCAGCAUCACCGCUGCCUACUGGGUUUUCGGAGUUUUCCUCUGGUCAUUCAUCGAAUACUGCAUGCACCGAUUCCUUUUCCACCUCGAUGACUAUCUGCCCGACAACAGGGUCGGCAUCACGAUGCACUUCUUGCUCCACGGGAUCCACCACUAUCUGCCCAUGGACAAGUACCGCCUAGUCAUGCCGCCCGUUCUUUUCGUUGUGUUGGCCACGCCGUUCUGGAAACUGGCCAAGUUUGUCUUCUCGUACAACUGGUACGCGGGCAUGGCAGUUUACUGCGGCGGUGUUUUCGGCUACAUUUGCUACGACAUGACGCAUUACUUCCUGCAUCACCAGAAUCUCCCGCUGUGGUACAAGCAGUUGAAGAAGUAUCACCUUGCGCACCACUUCCUUGACUACGAACUCGGCUUUGGCGUCACCACCAAGUUCUGGGACACAAUCUUCGGCACGGAGCUACAGCCCCUCAUCAAGACGAAGUGA
Purpureocillium lilacinum is the source of this 1137-nucleotide messenger RNA. RefSeq names its product fatty acid alpha-hydroxylase. NCBI's taxonomy places the organism in Eukaryota, Fungi, Ascomycota, Sordariomycetes, Hypocreales, Ophiocordycipitaceae. Gene Ontology annotation, cellular component: endoplasmic reticulum; membrane. The record is from RefSeq and is a predicted model, not a curated record. Gene Ontology annotation, molecular function: iron ion binding; fatty acid 2-hydroxylase activity; heme binding. Gene Ontology annotation, biological process: lipid biosynthetic process; fatty acid metabolic process.